AAAAUGGGAAAUGCAGCUGCAAUGGGAAGUUUUGUACAGGAGGAUAACUUACCGGGCUCGCCUUUAAUCAAACGCGAACAAUCCAACUUGGAUACAGGUGAGUGGAGUGGGGGAAGUGUACGCUAUAAACCUAGACUCAUCAAUGCUAAUGAACUACAAUUUUACUUGUAGGUGCCGGAAUGAUGACCCCGCAGCAAACUCCAAAAAAUACAUCACCAUCACAACAAAGCCCUAGUAUAGGAAAGCGUAAAGGUUCUCCCAGCGAACAUGAAAUUAAUGGAUUCCCUGCAAACGAUAUAAAUACCGCCAUGAAAGGCUCAAUGGGAUCUGCUAUGAUGACUUCGCCAAUUUCUGUUACUAGCCCGGUAGCCAAAAAGUCACGAGCAUCCAAUGCAUCCCCUCGAGUUCGAAAGAGGAACACCAAGGCGGCACGAACUGGUGUAGACACUGUGCCAUAGUUUGUAAUUCAAAAUAGCAGAAAACUCACAAAAAAUAACAAAGUUCAUUGUGCCAUAGUCUCUCAUUUUUAUCACCA
This is a messenger RNA of Umbelopsis ramanniana AG, 535 nucleotides long. RefSeq lists its product as uncharacterized. The transcript is spliced from 2 exons. NCBI's taxonomy places the organism in Eukaryota, Fungi, Mucoromycota, Umbelopsidomycetes, Umbelopsidales, Umbelopsidaceae. The coding region runs from base 180 to 458 and encodes 92 amino acids. The record is from RefSeq and is a predicted model, not a curated record.